UCAGACGCGCUCACUCGCAUCCAACGGCUUAUUGAACGCAAUUCAGGUGUUGUCGGCUACAGUUUCGUGUGUGCAUCGACAAGUUUCCUCCAUAUUUGUCGACGUGAAGGUUUUACAUCCCGCCGUCAGAAAAACAGGAUGUUUCCAAGAGAUAUUCCCUGCCAGCACGGUCAGUUUAUAGGACAAUGAAGUACGAUGUCCACCCGAUGGCUGUAUCUGUGGGUGACUGGUUUCACUUCCGGCGUCCUGGGCGUGGUGUGUGUCUACUUGACCACUCGGGUAGCACAUCACAUCGACAAGCAAAGGACAGGAAGAAGCCCAAGGACUUGCUUGUGCAUGCUCACCCUACUGAACGUGUAGCGGUGCACAGAAAAACAGAUGUCAACAUCCUCUGCUGGAUCGUUGUCCAUCCAAGAAACUUCGCAAACAGGAGUAUGUCCGUCAAACGGACUUGGACAAGAAGGUGUGACACCAUCCUCUUCUUCAGUUCGGAGACAGAUCCAUAUUUCCCCACAAUAGGACUGAACAUUCCUGAAGGAAGAGACAACUUACCUGCUAAAUCGUAUGCGGCAUUAAUGUACAUAUACAAACACCAUUACGACCAAGCUGAUUGGUUCCUCAAAGCUGACGACGAUACCUACGUCAUCAUGGAAAAUCUACGUCACUUCCUCCUGAACAAAAACACGACGGAACCGUAUUAUUACGGCCAGGUGUUCCGGAAUUCUUACAACAGCGGCGGAGCAGGGUACGUCCUUGGAAGAGAAGCACUUCGUCGGUUUGGCGAACAGGCUCCAAACACGGGCAUGUGUACGCAUGGCCUGUCUGAAGACGUUGUGAUUGGUCAGUGUUUGUCCUUCUUGGGGGUGAUGCUCUGGACAGGUACAGAGGACACUUUAGGAAGACCACUGUUCAACUGGAAUAAUGCAUAUGGGUCUCUGAACGGCGACGUUCCUGACUGGGCAAGGAACUCCACUCCCACCAUGACGGGUCCGCAUAGCGUCAGUAAUAUUGCAGUUUCCUUCCAUUACGUGAAACAUCCAGAUAUACAAUACUUUGAAUUUUUCCUCUACAAUUUGAGUGUGCAUGGCUUCCACAGGCCUGUUUGGCCUAUAUGAUCAUGAACACUUAUAGACUGCCUGAUUUAUCAUCUGAAGGAAGUGGAAUUAAUUACCAGUGCGAUCGUCGAUAGGCAUACGAAUGCUACCUACACCACGUAUGAUUGAUGGCACUCAACGGCCGUAUGAUGAUUCAUCACCUACAUAAUAUAUGGGUCUAUUUAUCAUACAAUAGGUUAUGAAACUGUGAUGAUAUAUGAUCGAUCAAACACAUGAAUGUUUGACCACUGCUGGCUUUAUUACUGAUCACUGCAGGCUUUAUUAAUGAUGACUAAAUUGUUUAAUUGAUGAUGAUUAAAUGCUUUAUCAAUGAUCACUGCAAGCUUUAUUACUGAUAAAGUAAGGUUCUAUGGAUGAUCAUUUACAGGCUCUAUGUUUGAUCACAUGUGUGCUGUUUCAGUGAUCGCCUGCAGGCUUUAUGGAUGGUCAUUUACAGGCUCUAUGUUUGAUCACAUGUGUCCUGUUUCAGUGAUCGCCAACAGGCUCUAUGGAUGAUCAUUUACAGGCAGUAUGAUUGAUCACAUGCGUCCUGCCUAAAUGAUCGCCUGCAGGCUUUAUGGGUGGUCAUUUACAGGCUCUAUGUUUGAUCACAUGUGUCCUGUCUAAAUGAUCGCCUGCAGGCUCUAUAGAUGAUCAUUUACAGGCUUUAUGAUUGAUACGUGAUGUCACAAUCAAAGCAGGAAGGGAAAGAUCCACCAAACAAAAAUGAAAUCAAAAUAGUAUGCAAUGCUUUAUUUCUCUAUAAACAGUACCAAAUAAAGUGCAUGUGGCUGAGGAUAAGUAGAGUGGUGUUGACUAUUGAAUACAAACCUAAUGUGUGCUUUCUACCUGCAAUUAAACCUCCAGCUCCAUUAUGGUGCUUGAAAUACAUGUUCUUUUGAAAAUGUUAUUUGUGAUUUACACUUUAAUUUACACAUUGUCGGGAUAAAAAUUGGAUUUUACGAAAGCUUCUAACACCCGAGUGCCGCUUUUGCGAGAAAAGAAAUUUUUAUACUUGUACAUUGCUUUAUAAUCCGGACUGAGCAGGAAGUCCGCCUGGCCAAUAAACCUUGAAGAAACAAUCCGUUGAUAGGUU
Molecule: messenger RNA, 2190 nt
Organism: Haliotis rubra (blacklip abalone)
Lineage: Eukaryota; Metazoa; Mollusca; Gastropoda; Lepetellida; Haliotidae
Product: glycoprotein-N-acetylgalactosamine 3-beta-galactosyltransferase 1-like
Exons: 4
Coding region: 186-1115 (309 amino acids)
Cellular component (GO): membrane
Molecular function (GO): N-acetylgalactosaminide beta-1,3-galactosyltransferase activity
Source: RefSeq, a predicted model, not a curated record